AUGAGGUCAUAAAGCAAGCUGUGUUAUGUGUGAGAUGUUGCAAGGAAAAGCAGUUGGGAGACACCAGGCAGAAAAGAGCGAGGCAGCAUUCAAGUGUGAUCUCCUGCCAGUGAAAGGUUAGCGACUGGGAGCCAAGGAUUUCCUCAAAUCAGCCUGCAGGGACAGAGGGGCGGGAAGGGUGAGAAUUUUCCUCUCGUUGGUUGUUGCUCUUUGCUUCUUGUCUUCCACACAGAAGGAGUUGGACAGAGCCCUCAAAAAGCAGUGUGCCUGCUGCUGCCAAGGCAUUUGAUCAGACUCCAGAUCCUAGCCAUGUUGGACCUGUAUACAAUUGCGCUGGGGCUGCUGAUUCUUUUGCCCCUCCUGGGAAACAUUUUCUUCCCCUACCUUUGGCUGGACCUGGUCUACUUAUUUACAAUAGUGAAACGUGGAUACAAAUGCCUCCAGUGUCUUCGGCAGAAUCCUCCUGUUACCCUCCUGGAUGUUUUUUUGGAGAAAGUCAAGAAACAUCCCAAGAAGCCACUGAUUCUCUUUGGAGAUGAGGUCUAUACCUACCAAGACAUCGACAAGCGCAGCAAUCAGGUGGCCAGAGUGUUACAGGGCCAUGUGGGGCUGAAAGAAUGUCAAACGAUGGCCGUUUUCCUGAAGAAUGUUCCUGCCUAUGUCUGGGUCUGGAUGGGCUUGGAGAAAAUUAGCUGUACCAUGGCUUGUAUCAAUUACAACAUCCGAUCAAAGUCCCUGUUACACGUGCUCAGCUCCUGCGAUGCCAAAGUGCUAUUCACCACUCCAGAUUUUCGAGAAGUCAUUGAGGAUGUCCUGCCUAUUCUAAAGAAUGAAGGUGUGCAAGUCUUCUAUCUGAGUGAUGCCUCCCCAACUCCUGGUGUGGAAGCUUUGCUGGGACGGAUGAAAUCCAGUUCAACUGACCCAAUGCCUGUCUCUUCCAGAGCCAAUAUAACCCCUAAUUCUAUAUCCCUGUAUAUUUUUACUUCUGGGACCACAGGACUACCGAAAGCUGCUCUCAUCACCCAGAGAAAGCUACUCACUGUGUCUGGCAUGCUCAGUAUAUGUGGGGUGAAGCCUCAGGAUAUCAUCUAUACCCCACUCCCACUUUACCACUCGGCUGCAUUGCUUAUUGGAGUAGGAGGAUGCUUGGAGGUUGGAGCUACACUUGUCUUGAGGUCAAAGUUCUCCGCUUCCCAGUUCUGGGAUGACUGCAGGCGAUAUCAUGUCACCGUGAUCCAAUAUGUAGGAGAAAUGAUGCGGUACCUGUGUAACUCACCAAAGAGGGACAAUGACCGUGACCACAGUGUGCAGAGAGCCAUAGGCAAUGGCAUGCGGAUAGAGGUCUGGAAGGAAUUCCUCCGUCGAUUUGGAUUCCUGCAAAUCUAUGAGUUCUAUGGAGCGACUGAGGGGAAUGUUGGGUUCAUUAACUACACUGGGAAAGUUGGAGCUGUGGGAAGAACUCACUUCCUUCACAAGAAAAUGACAAUGUUUGAAAUUGUUAAAUACGAUGUUGACCAGGAUGAGCCAGUAAGAAACGAGAAAGGGCACUGCAUCCCAGUAGCUGCAGGCGAAACAGGCUUACUAGUGUCCAAGAUCACUGAGGUCACCCCGUUUUCAGGCUAUGCAGGAGACCGCAAGAAGACAGAGAAGAAGAUUCUUCGGGAUGUCCUAAGAAAGGGAGACAGCUUUUUAAAUAGUGGUGACCUUCUGAUGCAAGACCAUGAAGGUUUUAUAUAUUUCCAGGAUCGAGUGGGAGACACUUUCCGCUGGAAAGGGGAGAAUGUUGCUACUACAGAGGUUGAGAGGACCUUGGCAGCAUUGGACUUCAUUGAGGAAGUCAAUGUAUAUGGGGUGCCAGUGCCAGGGCAUGAAGGAAAGACUGGAAUGGCAGCAGUACGGCUGAAAGAUGGGCUCUCCUUUGAUGGAAAAAAGCUGUAUGCACAUGCCAAGGAUUACAUGCCAAACUAUGCCAUACCUCGCUUUGUGCGUCUCAGGGAAGCCCUGGAGAUCACUGAAACAUUCAAACAACGCAAAGGUCAAUUGGUGAAAGAAGGGUUCGACCCAGCCAUCAUCAAUGACCCUUUAUACUUCUUAGAUGACUCGGAAAAAUGUUACGUGCCCAUGACUCAGGAGAUCUUCAGCUCCAUCACAAAGAAGAAACUGAAGUUGUGAAAGAUCUUCCACAGGGAAACCAGGAGGAGGUGUAACUGGGAGACUCUUGACCUCUACCUGGGAAAGUGGAAGCUGCCAAACCAGAUGAUUAAAAUCUGCCAACCCGGGGAACAUGUUCUGAUGUAUGACAAACCUGUGUACAUGAAUGGCAGCUGGUGGUUCUCACAUGAUUGGGAUGAUGAAUGUGCUCUACAUUUUACUAUGAACUCUAAAAGAGUUAUCUGGCGCCUUAUUUGCAGAUCAUGGAUAGCUCAUUUUAAAGUUCAAACUAAAACUCAGGGCAGAUUUAUCAUCCUGUUGGCUGCCUCUCACUAUGUAUGUGUGCAUGUCUGUGAAAUAAUCCCUUUGCUUUUUCCUGAUGUGUCCACAUGGGUUGUUGGUUCUGCAUUGUACAGUAUAUAUUGGAAACUAUGUAGAAGAUGCAGUGAGAAGGGUCUGGUGCUCUUCACUGUCUGGAAUGCUUUUUCUUCCUAUGAUUCACAUGUGUGUGCUGCACCAACUGAUACAAAUAUAAUCAUAGGCCAAGUGUGCGACAGCAGAUACUUAUGGGGAAGUUCGAUUUUGCCUACAGGAAGAAGAUAUCUUUCUCCAUUGCCACAUUCAUAUUUAUUGUGGAGACCCACCUCUGUAACAGAUAGAACCAUUCUUUUAAAUAUGGUCACUGAAACUUAGGUGAAGUCACUCUCUGCCUCAGAAGACACAGCAAGAUUUAAUUCCCCUUAAAUGGCUACACUAUGAGUUUCUAGUUUACCUUACCCUAGAAACAAUAUCACACUAUAUUAUAGAAGCUUUUAUGUAGUCAGAUUAUUUACACAGGUAAAAUAUCAGAAGACCUAGAAUAAUAAUUUGAAUAAUUACUUCAUCACAUGCAAUAAAAUCAGCUUUUCUACUCCUCCCCCACCAAACUCUGCCGCUUGCGUCCUGAACGCAGCGUUUUGGUGACGAUGCAAAGCUGCAGGAAGGGAUGACCGGCUGGUUGAGGCAGAGUCUGGUGGGGGAGGAGUUGCCAAGCUCAUUCCUCGCUAUGAUAAGUGCCUAGAUUUGAAUGAUGACUAUGUUGAGAAGUAGUAUUUGGGUGUGGCUUUCAACAGCAUAUGGUAAAUGUUUUCUCCUAUACUUUGUUCAUUUUUAAUUCAAAAACGCAAUCUACUUUCUGGAUAACCCUCGUAUAUCUAGCAAGGAAAGCAAAUUUGGUGUCCAUGAAGGAAAACCAUGGUGGCAGUCUGAGAAGGGAGGGAGAAGCACUGCACCACUAGUGCUUGCCAUUAAUUUUUAAAUCCCGUCCUCUUCCAAAAUGUGAAAUUUGUAAAAUGACUGAUUGUUGUGUAAGAUGAGAGAGGAAAAUGUAUUCCAAACCUGGGCAUUUUGUUUUCAAAGAGCAUCAAACACAAUUCCACCUGUUUGCUUGAAAGAAUGUGCUCACUGUUUAUGUUUUUGGUGCGAUGUGAAUUAGCAGAAUAGAAAAAAAAAAUUAAAAUGUUGGAAAAAAAUCAUAAAA
Anolis carolinensis (green anole) is the source of this 3670-nucleotide messenger RNA. RefSeq names its product long-chain fatty acid transport protein 2. Gene Ontology annotation, molecular function: long-chain fatty acid transmembrane transporter activity; long-chain fatty acid-CoA ligase activity. The record is from RefSeq and is a predicted model, not a curated record. Gene Ontology annotation, cellular component: endoplasmic reticulum. NCBI's taxonomy places the organism in Eukaryota, Metazoa, Chordata, Lepidosauria, Squamata, Anolidae. The coding region runs from base 310 to 2172 and encodes 620 amino acids. The transcript has 10 exons.